UAUUUUCUAUUUUUAUGUAUGAACGUUCAUAGCUAGUUUCUCAAAAAGCAUAAAGCUCAUGUUAGAAAAUUAUUCAUGAAAACUUCGACUUAAAAAAUAAAUUAAAAAAUUUCGGUUCAAAGUUUCUAGAAUGUCUUCCUUUUUAGCUGGAGGCUCAACAACUUAUGCAAAUGUCAGUUUUUCCUUCCUUUCUUCCUCACUAGCUCACCAACCCACCUAAAAAAAAAAAUUAAUCGUACAUAUAAUAUAUAAACCGUUGAAUAUAAUUAUUGUCAAACCAAAGUUAAUGCAAAAAUGGCACAAAAUAUGUCCAUACUAUUUUCAUGUAAUCUCAUCUUGAGUAUAUUCAUAAUUAUAUUUUCCCCUACAACUCAAGCCACCUUCUCAAGAACCAUAUCUAAAAAACAACAAUCAAAUGACAUAACCCAUAUCAAAUUCUACUUCCAUGACUACGUCCAAGGGCCGAACCUUACGGCUAUAAGGAUCGCCCAAGCCAACACGACCGACACAUCGCCUAGCACAUUUGGCGCGCUAGUCAUGAUCGAUGAUCCCUUGACCGAAGGGCCAGAGGAUGACUCGAAUGUUGUAGGUCAUGCACAAGGAAUGUAUGCUUUCGCGGACCAACAAGAAUUUGCGUUACUUAUGACGAUGAAUUUCGUGUUUUCGGGGGGAUCGUAUGACGGGAGUACGUUGAGCGUGAUGGGGAGGAAUCCGGUGAUGGAGCAAGUAAGGGAAUUGGCGGUUAUUAGUGGAAGUGGUGAGUUUAGGUUUGCUAGUGGUUAUGCUCAAGCCAAGACUAUUACUAUGCUGGAUCCAAAUGGGGCUACUAUUGUUGAAUAUAAUGUUUAUGUUUCUCAUUAGUUUAAUUUCUUUUUUUUUUUUUUUUUUUUUUAGAAAUUGUUUAUAAGAUUUUUAUGUAAGAUAAUAUAAUAUGUGAUAUUCUUUAGCUAUUGAGCUAGAUAUUAUGGUUAAUGAUUAUUUUGAUUUGGUAGACUGAUUAAAUUUUUGCCACCUUCUUACUCAAUUAGGCAAUUCGUAUGGAA
Messenger RNA from Chenopodium quinoa (quinoa), 1043 nucleotides. RefSeq names its product dirigent protein 21-like. The transcript has a single exon. NCBI's taxonomy places the organism in Eukaryota, Viridiplantae, Streptophyta, Magnoliopsida, Caryophyllales, Amaranthaceae. The record is from RefSeq and is a predicted model, not a curated record. Bases 295 to 861 code for a protein of 188 amino acids.